AUGCCUCGAGCUGCUGCCCUGUUUGCAGCGCCAGCGCCAGCUGCGCGAGCGCAGGUGCUCCGGGCGCAGGUGCUUGCAGCUGGUCGACAUCCUGUCCUGGCUGCUGCUGCUGGCGCUGGCGCCAUUGGCCUGGCUAGGUCCCAUGCCUCCAGGAGCGAUACUGCAGGGUCUGGCGAGGCAGACCUUUCCCAGCUGCCAUUUCUCUAUGGCACUGCGUGGAAGGAAGGGGCUACCGCGGAGCUGGUGGUGAAAGCAGUGAGGGCAGGCUUUCGCGGCAUUGACACAGCCUGCCAGCCGAAGCAUUACCAGGAAGACUUGGUGGGUGCUGCCCUGGCACAACUUCAGACAGAGGAUGGUAUUGCGCGAGAGCAGCUGUGGCUCCAGACAAAGUUCACGCCCAUUCGUGGACAGGAUCCCGGGCGCGUACCUUAUGAUCCCAAGGCAAGCCUGGCCGAGCAAGUGGAGCAGUCCAUCCAGCGGUCACUGCAGAAUCUGGGCACCUCCUACAUCGAUUCUUUGAUAAUGCACUCGCCUAUGCCAAGCUUAGAGGAGAACUUGGAGGUUUGGUCCGUGUUCGAGAAGGCAGUUGAGUCCGGCGAAGUUCGGCAGCUGGGCAUCAGCAACUGCUACGACCUUGGCGUGUUUCGUUUGAUCUAUGAUGCUGUCAAGAUCAAGCCAAAGGUGCUGCAAAACCGCUUCUAUGCCGAUGCGGGCUACGACAGGGAACUGCGACAAUUUUGCCUGGAAAAGGGCAUCAGAUACCAGACCUUCUGGACAUUGACUGCCAACCCCCAUGUCUUGGCCUCACCACCUGUUCGGAAGGCCGCGGGACGCCUGAACGCCACACCAGCGCAGGUGCUUUUUGCUUGGCUAGUUCGUUCUGGGCACCAACCGCUUACUGGCACAAAGAGCUCAGUGCACAUGAAGGAGGAUUUGGCAGCUGCCAGUUUGGUUCUGACAGAUGCAGAAGCGUCUGAGAUCGCCAGCCUUUUCUCUGGGCGCUUCUUCUAA
Messenger RNA from Effrenium voratum, 1011 nucleotides. NCBI's taxonomy places the organism in Eukaryota, Dinophyceae, Suessiales, Symbiodiniaceae. The record is from the annotation of a GenBank genome assembly.